This is a messenger RNA of Lecanosticta acicola, 2094 nucleotides long. The record is from the annotation of a GenBank genome assembly. Lineage: Eukaryota; Fungi; Ascomycota; Dothideomycetes; Mycosphaerellales; Mycosphaerellaceae.
AUGGCGCGAGAAGAUGAUUUGACGGCGAGACUGCUCAACGAGGACGAAUAUGAGCUGGAAGAGGUCGGGGAAGAGGAGAAUGCCCAGAAGACACAGCAGCAUAAGAGAGGAGGAACCGUCUGGAAGCACGAUCGGCACUCGGGAUGGCAGAACACGAUAUCGCAACUUAGCAAGAGCUGGUCCAGCACGCGUACGCUGGUCGCCGUCAUAUGUCUGGUCUUGCUGGCAACGCUCGCGACAGGCUUCUUUCGUGGCUCGACGACUAGGUCACCCUGGUCUUCAGAUGGACCUCACCCCAUCGACAAGCUCAUAGUGGACGCGAACGCUGCCUUUUCCACGGCUUUGGCAGAUGGGAACCCGCCCACGGUUGCGCUGGCAGCGGCGGCCUAUAGAGAAAGAAGAGGACGACAUCCUCCGCCUUUCUUCGACAAAUGGUUCGAGUGGGCUCAGGAGAACAAUUGCACGCAUAUUGAGUCAAUGUUCGACCAGGUAUACGAAGACGUCGAGCCGUUUUGGGGAGCGCAUCCGGCCAAAGUCAGAGCAGACGCAGCGUCGUGGCCAGUCAUCCUUUCCGUCCGCGAUGGUGUAAUAGAGCGCAGACGCAUGACCGAGCCUAUGUGGGGCUCCAGGGACAUGUCCUGGCACAAAAUGCUGGCACAAAUUCCGUCAAAUUCGCUCCCGGAUGUUGAUAUACCUUUGAAUACAGACGACAAAGCUCACAUCUUCGUGCCCUGGGAGGAGAUCAAUGGCUACAUGGAGAAGGCAGCCACUACACGAACCAUUCGCCCGGCGGACAAGAUGACACAGGAUUACUCGUCAUAUCCGCCUCCGGCAGAUGCUACUUUCGACGUCUUCGAGGACUUCCCAUCAGAAGAGAACCUCUGGCUGCUCGUACGCGAUACAUGCCCUCCCACCAGCGACGCUCGAAAUCUCGUCCAAGAUACCGACUUGACCACGCCGUCCAGAUUUCCGUCGAAACAAGGCGCUCAUCUGGUCGCUGGUUUCGUUAGCAAUUGGACCGCUGCCAGAUCUCCAUGUGAAGUACCGGAUCUUCGCAACUUGCAUGGCUUUUUCGCCAACAGCAUCCGAAGUUCACACAUGCACUGGAAGCGGCCGCAUGACCUGGACAGGCUUGUCACUCGCCAAUUCUUCCCCCUUUUCUCCGCCGGAAAGGUUCAGGGAUCGAACAAUGAUAUCGUCAUUCCUCCCGCGACGUCUUGGGGAGAGGUCUACUUCAGUGCCGAUAAGACCAUAUGGAAUGAGAAGCAUGAUGAGGUCUUCUGGCGAGGUGGAGCAAGCGGAGGCGAGAACAACGAGACGAAUUGGACUCGCUUCCACCGUCAUCGGUUCGUGAGUCUCUGCAACGGUACGCAGGUAGGCACGACAGAACAAUCGCCCAAUCCACCACUUCAUGUCCCCGGCAACGAACCCCCUCUGCCGUACAAUAUCCCACUGCCGGACCCAAAGACCUACCCCUUAGGAGCAACAUCCACGGGCACGAGUCCCUCCGACCUCUCUCGCUGGAUCUCAGACUUUUCAGACGUGGCGUUCACCACUCUUACCUGCCAUCACGAACACUGGACCGAGGAAGACUUUCUCGCAGACCCGCAAAAUAUCAUGUGCGCCUAUAAUAUGCAUUGGUACGAUGCUGCAAAUAAGUCGGUGCCCAUGGAGAAGAUGUACGAACACAAGUUCCUUCCCGAUAUAGAUGGACAUGGAUAUUCCGGCCGAUUCCGAUCUUUUAUGGAUUCAGACUCCGUGCCGAUCAAGGCGACCAUAUGGGCGGAAUGGACGACUUCGAGACUUUACGCCUGGAAACAUUUCGUGCCUAUGGACAAUACUUUUAUGGAUUUCCUGGGUUUGGCGGAGUAUUUUAUCGGAUAUACGCCGCCCGAAGAGUUAGAAGGGAAGGUGAAAGCGAGGAAGGGACACGAUGCGGAAGCGAAGGCUAUUGCUGACGCCGGUAGGGAGUGGGCGCAACAGGUCUUGAGAAAGGAGGAUAUGGUGCUGUAUUUCUGGCGUGUUGUAUUGGAGUAUGCGCGUGCGGUGGAUGAUCGCAGGGAGGAGCUUGGAUUUGUGGAGGACUUAUUGUGA